Neolamprologus brichardi is the source of this 1124-nucleotide messenger RNA. NCBI's taxonomy places the organism in Eukaryota, Metazoa, Chordata, Actinopteri, Cichliformes, Cichlidae. The record is from RefSeq and is a predicted model, not a curated record.
AUGAAUUCGAAGCUGGAUCUGCUAAAGCAGGAGGAGCUCAAACUGGUGGCGGAGAUCAAGGAAACGAAUGCUGCUAUUAAGGGUGAAGAGGCCAACAAGAAGCACCUGAUGCAACAGGCCGACGUGUUCACCUCUGUACCAGAGAGGGACGUGGUCUUCAAGGGAGCGACUGGAAAUGCAAACAACAAGCAAGAGUUUGAGAUGAAGCCACAUAUCGUUUACCCGAUGGAUGGCGGGACGGCGCUGAUUACCUUCGAGGAGGAAGUCGUUGCCAAACGUGUGGUACAAAAUGAGUUCCAUGACUUGAAUCUCCAAAAGAAGAAGCACACAGUGAGAGUGACGCCUUUCAUCAACGGGAAAAUUUCAAACCUGAAGUCCAAGAUGACGCAGUGUCCUCGGGCGGUAAUGCUGACAGGAAUACCCGACAUCAUGGAGCGGGAAACUCUGCAGGACCUGCUAGAAAUCCACUUCCAGAAAAACACCAACGGCGGGGGAGAAAUUGAAGCUUUCCUCUACAACCCGCUGGGUCAGCACACCUCUGCUGUGUUUGGAGGCGUCACACCAGACUCUGAGGAUGAGGAACAGUAGAUCCACCACUGCUGCUUCGACAAAGGUUCAGGGUUAAUAUCAUCUACCAGAAAUGAAGACCGGAAGUUGUUUUUGUCCCUUGCAUGAGGGAAGUCAGCAUAAAUUUAUAAAAGUUAUUAUUCAAAGGGGAUUUUUGGCGUCAGAAAAAGUGGGUGGUAAUUUUUCUAUGAUUGCAGAGAUUCAAGUGAAAGUGUAUCUAUAAAGUAUUUAACCUGGGUAAAUACUGUGGUAUCAUAGUCAUGCAAUACUUGAUUAUAUUGCAUUUACAUAAUUACCCGAUGUAAAAUAUUAAACUGUAUGAAAUGAAGUUUUUUUCCUGCUAAAAUAGAAAAAAAGAAGUUUAGUAGUUGUGCCAUAUCUCAUUUUUUUCUUUCUGUGAAAAAGGUGGCAGCGUCCAUCUUUAGUUACUGGAGAAGCGUCUGGAUUUCUGUAUGCAAAGCAAAUGAAUUACUUAUUUUUAACAAGAUUGCCUUGUUGAAUGUCGUGGGCUCCAUUUUAUUGUAUUCAUAAAAGAAUAAAAGUUAAUUGUGAGAAAA